AUGCCCAAAGAUAUCAGAACAACCAUUAACUUUAUCCCUUCCAACCUAUCUAUCCGGUCCAUGACAGGAACGGCAGUCUUCUUCACCAACGCCAAAGAUAAACGAACUGUAACGGUCCAUGACGCUCGUGGCCGCGAGCACGAGUUUGAUCUAUCAAAGAAUGGCUUCUGCUAUACUACCCACCCGAGCGUGCACGUUCCGAUCUCAGAUCCCACAAUUCUAAAAUCAGAGAUCUAUCCGGAGAUAGCCAGGCUUCUGCAGACUAGCAUUCACCCACCUCCAACCUGCGUCAAAGUCGUCUCCCACACCAUCAGAUCCUCCCUUACAGAUGUCAACAGCGAAUGCACGGGUACGCCAGGCCCCGCGCGAGCGGCCCACCUUGACCACACCCCUUCCGGUGCAAAGAGUUAUCUGUACGAGAAGCUCCCCGAGGAAGAAGCCUCCCGGCUCUCUCGGACAAGGUGGGCGAUCAUCAAUGUUUGGCGUCCAUUGAAGACUAUCACGCGCGACCCUCUGGCCGUCUGUGAUGGGAGUACCUUACAAGAAGGCGACCUACUCCCAAUCCGCAUGGACUACUCGGCCAAUAUUAGAGCCAAGAACCAAGCCGGCAGGCUGAGGACCACGGUGGGGUGGGAGAUUGCAAUGCUCAAGUACAGUGAUAGGCAGCGGUGGUACUAUUUGUCUGAAAUGGAGGUGGCAGAUGUGCCUCUGAUGAAGAUAUAUGAUUCGAACAUCACGGAGCCGAUGGUUGCGGUGCAUUCGUCAUUUGAGGAUCCCGGGUCACAAAAUACAGAGGCCAGGGAGAGCAUUGAGUUCAGGUGUUUGGUCUUCUGGGAGUAUGACUGA
Molecule: messenger RNA, 846 nt
Organism: Aspergillus uvarum CBS 121591
Lineage: Eukaryota; Fungi; Ascomycota; Eurotiomycetes; Eurotiales; Aspergillaceae
Exons: 2
Coding region: 1-846 (281 amino acids)
Molecular function (GO): oxidoreductase activity
Source: RefSeq, a predicted model, not a curated record